Molecule: messenger RNA, 981 nt
Organism: Aspergillus oryzae RIB40
Lineage: Eukaryota; Fungi; Ascomycota; Eurotiomycetes; Eurotiales; Aspergillaceae
Exons: 3
Coding region: 1-981 (326 amino acids)
Cellular component (GO): cytoplasm
Molecular function (GO): glutathione transferase activity
Source: RefSeq, a predicted model, not a curated record
AUGACAGAGCAGGAACACGAAGUCUACCGUCACGCCGACGCUGAUGGACACUUUCGGCGUAAAGCUUCGGUCUUUCGCUCGUCCGUGUCCAGUGAUCCCGCGGCUGAAUUCCCUGCCGAAAAAGACCGCUACGUCUUGUACUUGGGGUACGGCUGUCCAUGGGCGCAUCGGACUAACAUCGUUCGAUCACUCAAAGGUCUCGAGGAGAUAAUCCAGCUAGUGGUUUUGGAUCCUGAGCUGGGGCCUGAUGGGUGGUUCUUCUCAGGUCGGUGGGGUUCGGCAGAGAAGGAUCCUCUGUAUGGGUUCACGCAACUGAGACAGCUUUAUUUCAAAGCAAAUCCGGCGUACGAAGGGCGAUACACCAUCCCGGUACUGUGGGACAAGAAGAAAGGAACAAUCGUGAAUAAUGAGAGCAGCGAGAUUAUUCGGAUGUUCUAUACCGAAUUUGACCAUCUGCUUCCAGAUGAGUUGCGUGAAAUCAACAGGCCGGGUGGAGGAUUUUACCCUCAGCCUUUGAGAAAAGAUAUUGAUGAGAUGAAUGAUUGGGUGUACCAUCAGAUCAACAAUGGGGUAUACAAGACGGGGUUCGCAACAACACAGGAAGCCUACAAGGAGAAUAUCUAUCCGUUGUUCGAGGCGCUAGAUCGUAUCGAAAACCACCUAGCGCAGCCAGGACACCAGCCAUAUCUGUUCGGCGAAAACAUAACCGAGGCCGAUAUUCGCCUGUACACAACCAUUGCCCGGUUCGACGUGGCGUACUAUCUGAUCUUUAAAUGUAACCUCAAGAUGAUACGACAUGAUUAUCCACGAAUCCAUGAUUGGUAUCGUCGGUUGUACUUUGACGAGUCCAAGCGGACGCGGGGGGGUGCCUUUAAGAAGACAACAUAUUUUGACAUUGCAAUUGGCAAACGGACAGGCAGCUCGCAGUUGAUCAUCCCUGCUGGUCCGUCACCAGAUAUCUUGCCACUGGAGGAUCAGUAG